AUGUUGAAAGAGCUUGUUCAACUGGGCCUGGCGGGCGGAGGUGCCGAUCGGCUGCAGCUCCUCCCUCAGGUCGACGGUCAGCGCUGUAGGUUUGUGGUUCUGCCGGCGGGAACUGUCCGCGACUCCUGCGGUGCCGGUUUCUGGAAGGGCUUCUCUGCUUUGUCUUCUGAUCCACUCUCGGACUUUUCGAUGGAAUGA
Molecule: messenger RNA, 198 nt
Organism: Penicillium malachiteum
Lineage: Eukaryota; Fungi; Ascomycota; Eurotiomycetes; Eurotiales; Aspergillaceae
Exons: 2
Coding region: 1-198 (65 amino acids)
Source: RefSeq, a predicted model, not a curated record